Molecule: messenger RNA, 2200 nt
Organism: Baudoinia panamericana UAMH 10762
Lineage: Eukaryota; Fungi; Ascomycota; Dothideomycetes; Mycosphaerellales; Teratosphaeriaceae
Exons: 2
Coding region: 111-2093 (660 amino acids)
Cellular component (GO): membrane; endomembrane system
Source: RefSeq, a predicted model, not a curated record
AAAAAACAUGGCGACUAGAAUAUCUUAGGGAGCUACAGCAUUGGACUCCGGCCACAACAACGGGAGACCUGGGAUAGACUUGCGAGUCACAAACAGUCUCCACCGCCAACAUGUCCGCAGCACGCGCCGGCGAUGCUGCCGCAGCACAGCCAGGACAGAGUUGGGAGGACAAAGCAUGGUCGAUUGGCAAGAACAUUGCCAUCUUUAUUGGCAUCCAGUUUCUCAUUCGUCAGAUUAUGGGCGGAGGCGGGCAGAAACCCGCGGCAACACCAGAGAUGGUUCCCAUGGAUUCGGCACAACCAAUUACCGACUAUAGUAUGGUACCGGAGACCGUCUUCCCGUUAUGGCCAAGUAAUGUGUCAGUGGACGUGAGCAUGUACAUCAGCCCGAGUAUUGCGAUACCAAGACUGAGCAGCAUGCCCACAGACAGCUUGAUUGUUGAGGAGAAGGGCUUCAGCAUGGAGAAGGGUAAGAAGGACCACAGGGAGGUUCACAAGAGCUUCCGCGUGCCCAAGGCCGUGCAAGACAAUGGCACACUUUGGGCGCACAUCUUCGUUGCACAGUCUGGAGCGGAGUUGGAUCCAUCGAGUUCUGCAUACGACCCAAGUAAAGCGUAUCGCAUGCUGCGGCCUCUUACGCAAUAUCUGGCGAAGAAGAAGGUUCGCAAGACGCGUAACUUGUUGGAAGCGCAGAAUGGAACAGACGUAACCGAAGAACCGGCCGAGGAGACCGGACCGCUGAUUGCAUCGUACUAUCACCCGAACUUCACGCUUGACUUUAUUCCGGAUGCUGGACCCUCACAGUAUGGAUCGCUACAUCCUGCAGUGAAACAGUUCUAUACUCUCGAAGCGACCGGCGCACGGGACGCUACCGGCAAGAAUGGCUGGUACUACCCCGUCGUCUAUCUCAACACUUUCUGGCAACUCAAGACCCACAUGACCGAGCUGAACGCCACGGACCCUGUGGAUGUACUACCCAUUAAUGUCGGAGUCAGCGCGUUGCCCAACUGGCGGUUUACUGUGAUGGCGUCUAUGGACGAAGGCAUGAAGGAGACCGCCCGCAAAUCUGCUCAAGGCCAAACUACCCCUGGGGGCGGCGAUGGAAGCGAAAUGGAAUUGAUUAAGGAAACACUUCUGAAUACCAACCCCUGGCUGCUUGGUACAACGACUGUCGUGACGAUCCUGCAUAUGGUCUUCGAGCUGCUGGCCUUCAAAUCCGAUGUCGGGCAUUGGCGCAAGAAGAAGGACAAUGUUGGUGUCUCCGUUCGGACCAUUCUUUCCAACGUCGUUAUGCAAGGUAUCAUUUUCCUCUAUCUUCUCGACAACAACGAGAACACAUCGUGGAUGAUCAUGUUCGGACAAGGAAUGGGUAUUGCAAUUGAAGCUUGGAAGGUCACCAAAACAGUCAAUGUCCGCGUUCGCGAUCCGCCUCCCAACAGCUGGGCGGCUAAACUUGGACUGCCGAAGACGGUGGUGUUCGAAGACAAGCACAAACUCUCUGAAACGGAAGAGAAGACUGAAGAAUAUGACGCCAUUGCUUUCAAGUACAUGGGCAUCCUCGCUAUCCCGUUGCUCCUCGCCUACGCCGUCUACUCCCUCAUCUACGAAAGCCACAAGAGCUGGUACAGCUUCAUCAUUACUACCCUGGUCGGCUCCGUGUACGCUUACGGAUUUCUUAUGAUGGUUCCGAGCUUAUACAUCAACUACCGCCUCAAAUCCGUUGCCCACAUGCCCGCCAAAACGAUGAUGUACAAAUUCCUCAACACCUUCAUUGAUGACCUCUUCGCCUUCACAAUCAAGAUGCCGGUCCUGCACCGUCUCGCCACGCUGCGGGACGAUGUAAUCUUCUUCGUGUAUCUGUAUCAAGCGUGGGCUUACAAGGUCGACUACAGCAGAGUCAACGAGUUCGGGCAGGGUGGUGAUGAUGAGCCGGUGGAGGAAAAGAAGGCUGCGCAGCCGCUCAAGGCGCCGGCGGAUGCGAAGGAUGCUACGGAGGGUAAGAAGGACGAGAGUGAAAGGUUGAGGGAGAAGGCUAAUGGGGCCGUGAGUUCCGGGGCGCAGAAGGGCGCUGGGGCCAAAAGGCGAAAGGCCUGAGAUGAGUUGAGCUCAGUAGAAAGCGCGGAUAGAUGCAUUUGUACAGAUUGAUACACUUGAGGCGCUUUCACCAGAUGCGAUGGGAUUCAAUAUCAGCGACAGUUGAA